GCGCCCUCCCUCGCGGCGGCGCAAGUGGGGCCCGGCGCGGCGCGUGGCGGCGGUGGUGGGCGCGGGGCGCGCCCCGGCGCAUGGAGGCGAUGCCUUGCCAGAACCAGCGGCUCGGCCCGCGGCCGCAGGACGAACAGUCGCCCACAGCGGGCGGAGGUGCCCGGCAGAUCCGCUUCGCGGAGCCCGGUGAGGACAGCGGCUGCCCCAGCCCGGACAGCAGCAGCAGCAGCAAUGGGGUCGUGGCGGAGGCGGUGGCCCCGCCGAUCCCCGCCGAGGAGGAUAGCGCGCCGGCGAUCGGGCCGCAGCUGAAGCUGCUGCCAAUGAACGACCAGCUCCGGGAGCUCCAGACGAUCAUCAGGGACAAGAAAUCCAGUAGAGGAGACUUCGUAUUUUCUGCUGAUCGUCUGAUCAGGCUGGUGGUUGAAGAGGGACUGAACCAGCUGCCAUACACAGAAUGUACUGUGACCACUCCAACAGGGCACAAGUAUGAAGGUGUCCGAUUUGAGAAGGGGAACUGUGGAGUCAGCAUAAUGAGAAGUGGAGAGGCAAUGGAGCAGGGGUUACGGGAUUGCUGCAGAUCGAUCCGCAUCGGAAAGAUCCUGAUACAGAGCGACGAGGAGACGCAGCGAGCAAAGGUCUACUAUGCCAAGUUCCCACCAGACAUUUACAGGAGGAAAGUUCUCCUCAUGUACCCAAUACUAAGCACUGGCAAUACUGUAAUUGAGGCUGUCAAAGUGCUUGUAGAACAUGGUGUGCAACCCAGUGUCAUCAUCCUGCUGAGCCUGUUCUCCACACCUCAUGGUGCCAAAUCCAUCAUCCAGGAAUUCCCAGAUAUUACCAUUUUAACCACAGAAGUUCAUCCUGUUGCACCAACACACUUCGGACAGAAGUAUUUCGGAACAGACUGACAACACUCAGCACAAACAGAUGACUCUCAUACUACUAGAGGCUUUUUCUACAUUUUCUUACUGCUGAGUGGGUUGGGGGCAUGUUUUUAAGUCUUUUUAGCCAAAGGAGGAAUAUUUGACUUCCAUUAGUUGUGGUCAGUGUGCCUGAACACUGACUCAGGUCCACAACAAAGCACUCUCAGUACAAAGUCGAGCAUCUCAGCUUUGGGGUUGUGUACAUGGCUACACUAUGCUUUAACUUAUUUAUUCUUCUAGAGCCUGUCUCGUGGCUGCUUGCAAGAGCAAAAUAAACAACUAAAUCGCA
Messenger RNA from Pogoniulus pusillus (Red-fronted tinkerbird), 1212 nucleotides. It is a transcript of the gene UPRT, whose product is annotated as uracil phosphoribosyltransferase homolog. The transcript is spliced from 7 exons. The record is from RefSeq and is a predicted model, not a curated record. The coding region runs from base 81 to 908 and encodes 275 amino acids. Gene Ontology annotation, cellular component: cytoplasm. Gene Ontology annotation, molecular function: ribosylnicotinamide kinase activity. Lineage: Eukaryota; Metazoa; Chordata; Aves; Piciformes; Lybiidae.